GAGUCCUGAACGUGUGCGCAAUCCACAUCUCAGAGCAAAACUGGCAGAGACUCUGGAGGCAUUGGUUCCCAUUCAGAAAUCCAAGAAUUCAAGUGAACUUUUGUCUGUCCCACAAGUCAAUUUGUUCAACAGACAAAGUGCUUUCCUUCAACACAAAGUUGCCCCUGCCUACCUCCCUCAGGCUCUUUUACAACUGUUUGUGGACAUAGAAUUCACAGGACAUUCCAUGCAGUUUGAGCAGAAAUUUGGUUACCGGCAUCACAUGUAUUCGGUUUUGAAAUUCAUGUGGCAGGAAGAUGAUUACAAAGCUUCCCUGAUGAAGAUGGGUGAAGAGGCUGCUGAUGAAAAGAAGAAGAAAACAGCUAUUCCACUAUUUCUUCGUUUCCUUAAUUUGUUGAUCAAUGAUUCUACAUUUCUGCUGGAUGAAGCUCUUCAGUUCAUGGCAGCUCUGAAGAAGCUCCAAGCUGAGAAAGACAGUGGAGACUGGGAGAGUUUAACAGAGCAAGCACAACAGCAGAAGCAGCAGGAGAUGCAGCAUACCAGUGGAAUGGCUCGCAGUCAUAACAUCUUAGCCAAUGAAACUGUCCGUGCACUGAGUUAUAUAACAGCUGACAUCAAACAACCAUUUCUCAUAGGUUGCAUGGUGAGGAGGACUGCAGAUAUGUUAAAUUACUUCCUUCUAAGAUUGGUUGGACCAAAAAUGGGAGAACUGAAGGCAAAAAAUCUCUCAGAGUUCCAUUUUAAGCCUCAAAAGCUGGUUUCUGAUAUUAUUGACAUAUACCUUAACCUUGGUGAACAAGACUCCUUCUGCAAGGCAGUUGCCUCAGACAAAAGAUCAUACUCUCCAAAUUUAUUCAAACAAUCAGAGAGGGUACUCAAAUUGAUUGGAAGACCAUCUUCAGUAAUCUUUAGACUUAGUGAACUUGCAGAUCGUGUUAAUGAAUUUGCCCAGCAAGAUGAAGAGGAUGAUUUGAUAGAUCCACCAGAAGAAUUUCUUGAUCCAAUAACAAACACACUGAUGACUGAUCCAGUGAUUCUUACUACAUCAAGUAAAAUUGUAGACAGAUCCACCAUCUGCCGUCACCUUCUGAGUGAUCAGACAGAUCCUUUUAACAGGAGCCCUCUUACUCUUGACAUGCUGAAGCCACAUGAUGAGUUACGGACAAAAAUACUUGCCUGGAUGGCAGAAAUGAAAGCUCUAGGGAAACGCUGACGUUAAGUUUCUCACAUGGUCCUCCAUGAUGGCCCUCAUUUCCUCUCACUUUUUUCUCAGGAAAUUUCCAAUGAAAGUGUCCGAGUUUGAGUCAGUCAGGAGGACUGUGUGAAGAUUGAAGAAAUCUUUUUGGGUUUCCUGGCGAUUUUUGGAUGUUCUACUCAUCUGGGAUAAAUCUUGUUAGGGCUUAGUUCAUUUCCAUGUUUUCUUUUUUCAAGAAAAUAGGUUGUUGGGGGUAGUUGGGUGGAAUUUUAAAGAGGAGGACUCUUAUGUUAUUUCAAAGGAUAAAGAACAACAGGCUUAGUUUUCUGGGUCUCGAGCUAACUGAAAUAUUCUGAAAAAUUUUCCAAAUCUAAACAUUUUCAAUCAAGGGUUUCAAAAGUAAUCUUUACUGCCAGUAAUAGCUGUUACAUUUUUGGGGGUCUAAGAUUAUUACUGGUGCCAUUUGAAGGGCACGAAACAUGGUAUUAAUCAAGCACUUUGGUCUGGGCGAGUCCUUGGAAAGUUUGGGACCUUCCCUCUCAGUCAAAUGUUAAACAAAACAACCAGGAUGCCAGUCAGAGGCUUGUGUAAGAGUCUCUUUCCCACCCUCCUCUUUCCAUUGUCAAAUAUUGUCAACGCCUUUGAUAGCACUUUUCAGUUGGCAGCUGGGUUUUUUCCUUGUCAAGGUAAACCUAGAGCAUCAUGUAUCUUAAC
This is a messenger RNA of Pocillopora damicornis (cauliflower coral), 1909 nucleotides long. RefSeq names its product ubiquitin conjugation factor E4 A. Gene Ontology annotation, molecular function: ubiquitin-ubiquitin ligase activity. Gene Ontology annotation, biological process: ubiquitin-dependent protein catabolic process; protein polyubiquitination; ERAD pathway. NCBI's taxonomy places the organism in Eukaryota, Metazoa, Cnidaria, Anthozoa, Scleractinia, Pocilloporidae. Gene Ontology annotation, cellular component: cytoplasm; ubiquitin ligase complex; nucleus. The record is from RefSeq and is a predicted model, not a curated record.